Molecule: messenger RNA, 696 nt
Organism: Octodon degus (degu)
Lineage: Eukaryota; Metazoa; Chordata; Mammalia; Rodentia; Octodontidae
Product: neutrophil gelatinase-associated lipocalin-like
Exons: 6
Coding region: 1-696 (231 amino acids)
Molecular function (GO): small molecule binding
Source: RefSeq, a predicted model, not a curated record
AUGGCCCUGGGUCUCCUGUUCCUCACGCUGCUGUGCGCUCUGAAGAUCCAUGCCCAGAACACUUCUCAAAGCCAUCCUCUUGAACCACUGAAGAAUGAGAUCCCUUUGCAGGCAAAUUUCCAGGAUGCAUUGGGGAAGUGGUAUGGCAUUGGUUUGGCAGACAACUGGGUUUGGUAUCAAAGAGUAAAGAAGAUAAAUAUGUUCAACACCUUAUAUGAGCUGCAAGAUGACCACAGCUUCAACGUCACCUAUAUCAAGCACAGUGGUAAUGGCUGUGACUACUGGAACAGAACAUUAAUCCCAAGUACCACACCUGGCCAAUACAACCUAGGUGAUAUGCCAGAUAAUUUUCAACUAUUGAAAUACACUAUGAAAGUUGUAUCCACCAACUAUGAGGAGUUCGCCAUUGUGCACACGGAGAAGGAUUUCACAACCGUGGUGAAAUUCACUAUCACUCUCUAUGGGAGAACCAAUAACCUGAGUCCAGCUGUGAAGAACAACUUUUAUAACUUUGCCAAGUCACAGGGUGUACCUCACAAAAACAUCAUCUUCACUCAACCCACAGAUCUUACAAAACCACCUGUACAAAAGCAAGAAGGCUAUCUCACAAGCCCUGUGGUAAUGCCAUCCAUGUCAGCUCAGAAGCCUACUCGUGAGGAACCUCCAAAGGAAAAAGAAUUAGAAAUCAGCAUGUAA